GACGGGGAAGUGCAGCGCAAAUAGCGAAUGCUGAAAGUGAUUAGGAGAGUUUGCACAAGAUUGAACCAACAACAGACAUCUGAGACUUGAGUGCCUUAGAGACGCACACCUGUUGACUUCUGCUUUCUGAAUUUAAUCGAGGCAAUCGGUUGAGAUUCAGAAAUGACGGACACUCUUAUUCCCAAUGAUUGCAAGAGCAACGGACCGGUGGAGAGUGGCUACUUUAAAAAGGGAUGCAAUCCAUUUGCUCAGACCGGCCGCAGUAAGCUGCAGAAUAAAAGAGCACGUCUCAACCAGCAAAUCAUCAAGCAGAUGAGGAUGAGAGCUGGAGCAGAGAACCUUCUCAAGGCGACGUCCAAUAAUAAGGUUCGGGAGCAGGUGGCGCUGGAGUUGAGUUAUGUCAACUCAGAUCUGCAGCUUCUUAUGGAGCAGCUGGAAGGACUCAACAGCUCUGUGGACGUUUAUCAGAACGUACAAGAGACAUCCAGCAUUCCACUCAUCCCUCUGGGACUGAAGGAGACAAAGGAUGUGGAUUUCUCAGUUGCUCUCAAGGACUUCAUCCUGGAACACUACAGUGAAGAUGGCUCAAACUUUCAGGUUGAGAUUGAUGACCUGAUGGAUCUGAGACAGGCCUGUCGGACCCCCAGUCGUAAUCCUUCUGGUGUAGAUUUGCUUGCCAGCUACUUCAGUCAACUUUCCUUCUUAGAACCUCGAUUCUUCUCCCCUACAUGCCAGAUUGGCAUUUUCUUCACUUGGUAUGACUCUUUUACCGGUGUGCCUGUGUGCCAGCAGAACAUCUCUCUGGAGAAAGCCAGCAUACUCUUCAACAUGGCAGCACUAUGCUCCCAGAUUGGAACCCGCACCGACAGACAGACACAAGCUGGACUCGAGGACGCCAUUGCUGCCUUCCAGAAAUCCGCAGGUGUGCUGCACUACCUGAAGGAGACAUUUACACACACUCCCAGUUAUGAUAUGAGCCCUGCAAUGCUGAGCAUGUUGAUCCGGCUGAUGGUAGCACAGGCGCAGGAGUGUAUGUUUGAGCAAAUUACUCUUCCAGGAAUCCGAAAUGAGUUCUUCAGCCUGCUCAAAAUAGCGCAAGAGGCUGCCAAGGUGGGGGAAACCUACAGUGAAGUUCACCAGUCCAUGAUCCAGACCCCCAUUAAGAACAACGUGCCCUUUUUCUGGACCACCAUGUCCGAGCUGAAGACCAAUCACUACAACUCUCUUGCCCAUUACUUUGUCUCCACCGCUCUGCUGGACCACCAUUUGACACCCAGUGAUGACGAGGACAAGCAAGAGAAGGCUCUGUCACAACUAUAUGAUACCAUGCCAGAGGGACGUUCUCCUCUUGACAUUCUAAAGGAUAAGGAGGAGAGACGGCGGAUAGGUAAAGCUCAUCUGCAGCGCUCCAUCAUGGGACACGAAGAGGCCAUCCGCACACAUUCUCGCUGUCGACACCUGCAAAAACUGGACAUCCUGAGUGACAUCCUACAAGCUGGCCUCAAGCGCGCUCUUACCAAGUUUGAACAAAACGACAAGGAAGAUGAGUUCACAGACUACAUGCUUGCGCCAGAUAUCAUCUCUAAAACAGAAAAGAAAGCGGAGAUGGAAAUUCCAGCUGCCACCAAGGUGAAAGUCAAAGACCUAUUCCAGCGGCUGGUAUGUGGGCUACUAAUUUUACUCAAAGACAUUUUGAGCUCUUUUCACAGCACAGGAAUGCUCUUGCAAAUUUGCAGGUUUCUUAGUACACCGAAUAGUUUUACACUACAUCUAAGUAUCCUGUGAGCAUGUGUGCUGUUGAACAGACCCAUGUUGAUUGACCUGUACACACUGGCCAAACAGACCACAACCUCAACAAUCCAAGGUUCUAGUUUCAUUAGUAAAACCAAAAUACUGCAAUCAGUUGGGAAUGGCACCAAGUUGUAAUUUUGAAUUUUUGGGGAAUCUGUUUGGUCAGUCUGUAGAGUAUUAUACUCCUUUUACAAUACUAAUAUGAAUAACCCUGGUUUGAACAUGAAUUUCAAAGUUCUAUGACAUCCUGUUACUAUGACUUUAUGAAACUCAAAUCAACUUUGUCAUCACUAUUACCUAACUCAUACUUUGUGUUAGGGGUUUGAACAAACUCCUAACCUUAAGUAUUUAAUGUUGGCACAAAACUCAUCCUUCACUAUUUGUCCACAGACAGAUACUUAUUGAAC
Messenger RNA from Sinocyclocheilus grahami, 2198 nucleotides. RefSeq names its product rhophilin-2-like. NCBI's taxonomy places the organism in Eukaryota, Metazoa, Chordata, Actinopteri, Cypriniformes, Cyprinidae. Bases 163 to 1785 code for a protein of 540 amino acids. The record is from RefSeq and is a predicted model, not a curated record. The transcript has 12 exons. Gene Ontology annotation, biological process: negative regulation of stress fiber assembly; signal transduction.